AUGUUUCAAGACCUGCCCUUCGAGAUUGUUAUUGAAAUUUUGCAAUUCAUUCCCACCUACCCAUAUUUAUAUUUUGACAUGCCUCGUAUAUGCAAACAAUUCUAUUUACUUUUCAAAUAUGGAUUAGAAGAUUUCGAUACGUCUGAUGAUGAGAAUAGUGUUUCGGAGAGACUUUUGAAGUUGCCGUUGAUGGAAUUGAAACAUUUUUUGAAUAAGAAAAAUAAUAGGUCAUGCAUGAGUAAAUUUCAUAGUCUUUUGAAAUUUGAUCAUGUUAACUUGGUGUUUUUCAUUCCAAAACGAUAUCGAGUUCUGGGUAUGAGCUUGUUUCGUCCAGAGUCAAGUACUGAGAAGGAGCAAGAAGAGUUUUUUCAAGCUGUUCAUACUUUGUUUUACAAAAUAACAAUGGAUUGGAAAUUGCAAGUUUCCGAGCUCAUCUUGGUCAAUCUUGCACACUAUUCGACAAGACUACAAUGCUGUCUUGAAAAUUUUCAUGUAUUUGAAACUGUUCAACGUGUGGUCAUGUCAAGGAGACUUUUUUUCGCAGCAAGAUCGAACGACAGAGAUUACAAAAGAAAUGCCACAUCUAUUAAUGAUCUCAUUCGAUUUAAAAACACACUGGCCUUAUUGAGAAUAUUUCAAUUAGAGCCUUAUUUUGAAGCGAAUCGAUUGAUCAUCUAUCGACAAAUGUUAGGACUUGUGAUUGCUAAAACGAAACACAACGAGAAGUUUGAAAGUGAAGUGUUAGAGUAUAUUCCUGCAUUUUCCAAACGAUAUUUACAAAACAACGACAAUGGUGUGAGUUGUGACGAAAAUGGUCCUGAGGAAGUACUGAAAUUACUUGAAAAUGAUUUUUAUGAAGAUGCUACGGCAUGGAAAGAAAGUCAUAUUUCCCGCUGUUCCAAAGACAUUCCUACAUGGCUCACAGAAACAGUCAUGAAUUACAUUAAAGCACAUGAGACAAAAGAAGCAUCCAAAAUAACAAAGAAGAAGAAAAGAAAGUAA
Molecule: messenger RNA, 1002 nt
Organism: Naegleria lovaniensis
Lineage: Eukaryota; Heterolobosea; Eutetramitea; Acrasida; Naegleriidae
Exons: 3
Coding region: 1-1002 (333 amino acids)
Molecular function (GO): protein binding
Source: RefSeq, a predicted model, not a curated record